Messenger RNA from Candidula unifasciata, 3150 nucleotides. The record is from the annotation of a GenBank genome assembly. Lineage: Eukaryota; Metazoa; Mollusca; Gastropoda; Stylommatophora; Geomitridae.
AUGAACCGAUACGGAGCAGGCCUGACACCUGUGGCUCCCCAGCAGUUUAUGGCUGCACCAAGAAGCACAGGCCCUUAUUCUGGAAUGUCAGAUUACAGCCGCCAGUCAGCAGCACCGUUACCUGGUGUGCAGUCAAAUCAGUCAUCAUACAGAGGACCAAGUAAUAAUCAAGACUUCAGACAAAGAGAUGAUGACAGAAGGUUUGCAGGCAGGCGGCCUGGCAACCGUUUCCAGGCUGAUACAGAACCAGAACUCGAUGAGCCGAACCUUGAUGAAUCUUUGGUAGUCUUGGAUCACUUUAACUCUGACCUGCAUCUAGUCAUUGAUCCAGAUGGGUAUGGCGCAUCAGUACUUAAUGACCCUCCUGGGUUUUGCUUCACAUGGGCUGGAGCGCGAGCUACAUAUGGAGCGUGUCGGGGCAAGGUCUUCUAUGAAGUGCAUGUUGUUGAACAUUUACCAGCCGAUUUUGGUGAUGACCAUAAUGAAACUGACCCCCAUAUAGUACGUCUUGGAUGGUCUACUGACAGUUCCUCUUUCCAGCUAGGAGAAGAGCCUUGGUCAUAUGGCUAUGGUGGUACUGGCAAGUUCUCAACAAACAACCGCUUCACCGACUAUGGUGGCCGCUUUGAGGAAGGGGAUGUUAUUGGCGCCAUGCUGGAUCUGGAGUCUCGCCCUCCUACUAUUUCCUAUAUGAAGAAUGGCACCUGGCUUGGAGUUGCAGCUCCAUUGCAUGGGAUACAAGUGGGUAGCAAGGAGAAGGCGCUCUUUCCCCAUGUUCUGUCAAAGAAUUGCAGAUUCAAGGUCAACUUUGGCCAGAUGGAUGCGUGGUACCCACCCCCUAUGGGUUUCAGAUACCUCGGGCAACUGCCAUUGGUGGACAGAGUACGGGGCAUGGUCCCUCCUGCAAGAAAAUCUGAUUGUGAGAUGAUUAUGAUAGUGGGACUUCCUGGAGCUGGGAAGACCACGUGGGGUAUCAACAUGGAGAAGAAUCACCCAGAGAAGAGGUACAACAUCAUUGGCACAGACACCCUGAUAGAGAAGAUGAGGGUCAUGGGGUUGCCUAGAAAGAGGAAUUACCAUGGACGGUGGGAGGUGCUCAUCGGCAAGGCUACAACAUGCCUUAAUAAGCUGUUUGCUAUUGCUGCAAAGCGAAGAAGAAACUACAUCUUGGAUCAGACAAAUGUGUACGCCACGGCUCGCAGACGCAAGAUGAGGAAUUUUGCCGGGUUCUACAAAAUAGCAGCUGUGAUCCAGCCUGAUGACCCAGAACUUGAGCGCAGAUCUUAUAAAAGAACUCAUGUAGAUGGUAAAGUGGUUCCAGAGUCUGCAGUCUUAGAAAUGAAGGCCAACUACUCCAUCCCAGAAGACAGAGACAACCUCUUUGACAGAAUUGAUUUUGUUGAGUUGAAGAGAGACACUGUGCAGCAGCUUGUCAGAAUUUACAAUGACGAGGGAAAGACAAAGCCAAGAGAUGACAACUCACAGAACAGAUUCGAUAGUGAUCGGAAACUGGGGAUGCUGGAUUUUGGUGGUGGUGACCGCACUCGCCCAGAUGCUGGAUAUGGUGGUGGUGACCGCACUCGCCCAGAUGCUGGAUAUGAUGGUGGUGACCGCACUCGCCUAGAUGCUGGAUAUGGUGGUGGUGACCGCACUCGCCUAGAUGCUGGAUAUGGUGGUGGUGACCGCACUCGCCCAGAUGCUGGGUAUGGUGGUGGUGACCGCACUCGUCCAGAUGCUGGAUAUGGUGGUGGUGACCGCACUCACACGGUUGCUGGAUAUGGUAGUAAUGACCGCACCCGCCCAGAUGCUGGAUAUGGUGGUAGUGACCGCACCCGCCCAGAUGCCGGAUAUGGUGGUAAUGACCGCACCCACCUAGAUGCCGGAUAUGGUGGUAAUGAUCGCACCCGCCCAGAUGCCGGAUAUGGUGGUAAUGACCGCACCCGCCCAGAUGCCGGAUAUGGUGGUAAUGACCGCACUCUGCCAGAUGCAGGAUAUGGUAUUAAUGACCGCACUCGCCCAGAUGCUGGAUACGUUGAUUAUGAUCGUGCUCGGCAGGGUGGAGCAUACAGUAACGCUGAUCGCAUUCCCCAAGAUAGAUUUGGUAGUAAUGAUCGCAUACGUCAACGUGGAGAGUACACUCAGGAUUCUCCAGCAUCUCGGAGCAACCAAGGCUAUGGUGCCGGUUCAACCUCUGUUCCACAGAACUAUGACGCAGAUGCCAGAAAAUCUGGUAACCAGUCGGGAUAUACAUCUCGAUGGGGCCCUCCUGGGCAGGACCGAGCUGCAUUCUCAGAUCAGAUUAAACAAGAAGUUGAUGUGGAUGCGUUUUCCAGUAGCCAGAAGACAUCCAGUCAGUCUACUGAAGGUUCCCGUAGGCCGUCUCGGUUUUCAGCAGCCAGUCAUACAGAUCUCCCCAAAGCACUUCCUUCUAACACGGGAAACAUCAAAACUGAAGUGCCAGCUGCUGUUAAAGAUUCUCCCAUUCCUGAUAUCAGGAAGAGUAGCAGCAUCAGUGUUUUAGGGCAGCCUGGUUUGAAACCUUUGAUUCCAGCAUUGGAAAGGAAGGAAUCAGAUCAGAUCAGAAAGGAAAAACCAGCAGUAGAAAUUGCUCCUUCUCAGCCAAAGGGGAGUACCAGCUCAACAAAUAGCGCCAAGAGGGCAGUUCCUCCAGAUAAUGUUGAAGGCAGAUUAACUGGCAUUAGUGAGGACAAGAAGCCUAAGCCAUUGGCCAGCACAGAGGAGAAAAAGCCAGAGCUGCCUACAGCUGCUUCUACUAGUAGCAGCAAAGGAGGCAUCAGCAGCACCCCAUCUAAAGAAGGACCAGACAAAGCAGAAUUGCUUCCAGCCUCUGAUACCUCUGCAGCUGCCAAAGACCCUUGGAAUGGUCCAGCAAAUAAACCCAGAGGAGCACCCUGGCAACCGGACAGGUUCCCUGGUCCAAGGGAGGACAUGGAAGCCAGACGACUUCCAAGAGGACCAGCCCAUUAUGGAUCCUUUGGUGGUCCUCCGAGAGGACCUAUGGGCGGUCCUUCACAUGGAUUUAGAGGUCCAGGUCCGUGGAAUCAAAACCACCCACGUUUUGGACCACAAGGCCUGCCUAGGCCAUUUUUUUCGGGUCCACCCGGAAGAUGGCCAAGACCCCCUAGAUAA